UGUGCGAGAUUAAGAGUGCCUAUAAUAUAGGUCGCAGCUAGUUCUGUAAUACAGUUGUGCUACUGGUUUGCUGCUCUAUCACAAUAACCACAACCAUGAGUGUCUCUGCAAGAGUGUACUACAUUGUUGGUGCUGUCGUUUUGGGAGUCGUCGGAAGCCUGAUACUAUUUGGCAUCAAGCUGUGUCUGUUUCUGUGCAAGGAAGGAGGUGUGAGUUUUCAAAAUGUUCAAGGGAACCAGCCCAGCCAGGUGACUCAAGUAGUGCAGCAAAAGUGUCCAGAGAUCCUUCCUCCUCCAUACUCACUGGACGACCAGACUCCAGCAGUGACCAACACUCUGACUACUGACCAGUUGGAGGGCGAAACUAAGGCUCUUUAACAAGAGCUACCGAGUGCCUCGAACUGUACUAUAUAAUAAGCUUGAUGUAUGAUGAACAGUGAGCAUUAAUAAUACUCUGGUCUUGCAUAAUAUUAUCAUUUUAAAGUCAAAUUGUCUCAGUGCAGCUAGUGGGUCCAUUGAUAGUAAUUCAGAGUGGGUAGUUUGGAUGGGGUGAUAUUCGAAACUUGGUACAC
Molecule: messenger RNA, 571 nt
Organism: Geodia barretti
Lineage: Eukaryota; Metazoa; Porifera; Demospongiae; Tetractinellida; Geodiidae
Source: the annotation of a GenBank genome assembly